AUGGCCCAACAACAGAAUGAUAAUGUGAUGCGGAGGAAGCUCGUGAUCAUCGGUGAUGGUGCCUGUGGAAAAACCAGUCUGCUGAGUGUCUUCACGCUCGGCUACUUUCCAACUCAUUACGUACCCACGGUAUUCGAAAACUACGUGACCGAUUGUCGAGUUGAUGGCCGGUCGGUACAGUUGGCCCUCUGGGAUACGGCAGGACAAGAAGACUACGAGCGGUUGCGGCCGCUGGCAUACUCGAAGGCACAUGUUUUGUUGAUUGGUUUCGCGGUGGAUUCCCCAGAUUCACUGGAGAACGUGAAACACAAGUGGAUUGAAGAAGCCAACGAACGAUGCCCCGGCGUCCCCAUUAUCCUUGUCGGCCUGAAGAAGGAUCUCCGUGAAGAUCCAUUGGCCAUUGAAGAAAUGCGCAAAAAGUCUCUCAAAUUCGUAACGAGCAAAGAAGGCAACGAGACGGGGGCUCAGGUUGGCGCCCGCAAGUAUCUCGAGUGCUCGUCCCUCACGGGCGAGGGCGUCGAUGAUGUCUUCGAGGCCGCUACCCGAGCUGCUCUACUCUCCUUCGACAAGCGCAAGAGCUCCUGCUGCAUUGUUCUAUAA
This is a messenger RNA of Penicillium cataractarum, 600 nucleotides long. RefSeq lists its product as uncharacterized. The coding region runs from base 1 to 600 and encodes 199 amino acids. Gene Ontology annotation, biological process: small GTPase-mediated signal transduction. The record is from RefSeq and is a predicted model, not a curated record. The transcript has 5 exons. Gene Ontology annotation, molecular function: GTP binding; GTPase activity. NCBI's taxonomy places the organism in Eukaryota, Fungi, Ascomycota, Eurotiomycetes, Eurotiales, Aspergillaceae.